Molecule: messenger RNA, 703 nt
Organism: Cydia splendana
Lineage: Eukaryota; Metazoa; Arthropoda; Insecta; Lepidoptera; Tortricidae
Exons: 2
Coding region: 67-651 (194 amino acids)
Source: RefSeq, a predicted model, not a curated record
AAUAUUGACACGUACAAAAACAAUCAUUUCAUAAGUAUAUUUACAUUGUGUCUAAGUAUUUUUAUUAUGUCGUCAGAUGAUUAUCAAGUACAUAAUAUCUACCGAUACACGAGGAAAACAUACAAACAGAACAGAAGCUGUCCGCGAGAUUGUACUCUUGACAAUUCAGGGGAAGAUGGAACAGUAGAUCAACCUGAGAAUUCUAGAGAAGACGUUGAUUUGAUAGAUCAUUCACCUAGAAGCGACGAUUAUGCUUUGGUCACUCCCGAGUGCCUCCACGACUCGGAUACGCAGAGAGACGUGACCAGCAUUCUGCACAAAAAAUGUCCAGUUAUAACCUUGGCUCAGCAACAACUUUCAAAGGUUAUUGAAGAGACUAACCAUAUGUUAUCCAGAGUCCCUGAAGAAAAUUGCAGUGCACUUAUUCGCUACAUAUGCUAUUGCAAGAAUCUAAUCUUAUGCCAAAACAAAGCAAAUUAUAUUCUGGGAGUCCUAUUACUUUUGGUGAUGUUCCUCGCCGGCCUACUGUUUGGAGCGGCAACUUGCGGCACUCACUACGGGCAAUUCAAUAAUCCAAUACUCAACUGUAUAGACAGCUACUUUAUUCCUGACAUUAUAAGUAUUGAUGAACCUUUCCGCUACACUACGUAAGAAUUAUUUUGUAUUUUUUAAAUAAAUAUAUUCUGUUACAGAUAAGUAAAUU